Molecule: messenger RNA, 702 nt
Organism: Thyridium curvatum
Lineage: Eukaryota; Fungi; Ascomycota; Sordariomycetes; Thyridiales; Thyridiaceae
Exons: 2
Coding region: 1-702 (233 amino acids)
Source: RefSeq, a predicted model, not a curated record
AUGCUGCUCACAUCCUCACAAGUGUCGGUAGCCGUGUCCUGUGGAGUCGUCGUCUGCUGCACCGUCGCCCUCUUCCUCUCGGGCUACUUCAUCCAGCAGCGCACCCUGCGCACCCUCCGCGCCGCCAUCCGCGAGCCGCCCAAGCCCUCGCCCAAGAUCUUCCUGCCGGACCGCUUCAAGAUCCAGACGACCGAGCUGCCCGACGGGACCAUCAUCGUCCUCGACGGCAACAGCAACAACGACGGCGAGGACCUGUUCGCCGGCGCCCAGGCGGCGGCGGCGCAGCAAGAGCCGCAGCAGCAGCAGCAAAAGGAGCAAGUCCUCGUCGAGGUGAAGCAGAGCGUGCCGGAACUGCGCAAGAAGGACGAGGGGGCGGAGGAGGAGGUGCUGCGCGGGGAGGCCACGGCGGCGCAGCAGGAAGCGCAGGAGAAGCUGCGCAAGAUAGAGGCCGAGGAGCGGGAGGCGCGAGAGGCAGACGCCGGGAAGGCGCGGCAGAAGACGACGACGACAACGACGGCCAAGGCGGCACAAAAGAAGAAGAAGAAGAAGAAGCAGAAACAGGCGUCCAAGGGUGACGGCAAAGACGGCAGCGAGGAGGAGAAACCGAUCAGCAGCGCGGAAAGACGGCGGCGCAUCCGCGAGGAGAUCCGGAAGCUGGCAGAGGGCGACAAGCCGAUAUACUACCAGCGCCGGCUGUAUUGA